This is a messenger RNA of Arctia plantaginis, 1626 nucleotides long. NCBI's taxonomy places the organism in Eukaryota, Metazoa, Arthropoda, Insecta, Lepidoptera, Erebidae. The record is from the annotation of a GenBank genome assembly.
AUGAUUUCAAACAAUGUGGUUACAAGUGACCCAGCGCUGCAUGUCCCUGGUCAUUUGUCUUUUGCACAGUAUAUUAUAGACAAAUUAAGGGAAAAUUGUGAACAUGAAGAUUUUGUCUGUGUGAUCAAUGGCGAUACCGGACACAAAAUUACAACUAAACAAAUACUGCAAGACACUGUCAAUGUGGCUACAGGGCUCCAAAAGAUGGGGGUGAAGCGAGGUGAUGUGAUAGGAGUGUGCAGUGAGAACAGAGAUGAGUAUAUUUCAGCUGUGCUCGCUGUGAUUUGCUCUGGAGCCACCGUCACGACUCUAAAUGUGCUCUAUACCAAAGAGGAAAUGACCCACGUGCUAAAUAUAUCAAAACCGAAGAUGAUAUUUGCCUCUGAAGUUGGAUUGAAACGAAAUAUCGCUACCAUGAAAUCAAUAUCCAGCAUAAAAAAAAUUAUACAGUUCAACGGACCAUUAGUAGAUGAAACCGUAAUUGACUUCAAGCGCGUUGGUGUGAAAACAGACCCGCAACUGUUCGAGCCCGUAGAAGUUCAAGGUUGGGCAGAUACGGUGUUAAUACUGUACUCUUCAGGAACGACGGGCUUGCCAAAAGGAGUCAUGCUUACACAUCUCAAUGCACUUUAUUCUGCGGCCAGUUUUAACCACGACAAUAGACCAAAAGACAAAACACUAUUAACUAUAGUGCCAUGGUAUCACGCAUUUGGUUUGCUAUCAACUAUAAACUACGUACUAGUAAAAAAACAAAUGGUAUAUUUGGCUGGAUUUAACCCUCUUAAAUAUUUGAGCACCAUACAAGAAUACAAGGUAACCAGUUUGGCUGCAGUGCCUCCAAUUGUCGUCUUUCUAGGUAAAGCCCCGAUCGUGGAGAAGUAUGAUUUAUCCUCCAUUGCAGUUAUAUGGUGUGGCGCAGCACCUCUUAGUGCUGAAACUAUCAAACAGGCUAUGAAACGGCUGCCAAAUUGUAUUGGUAUAUUCCAAGCAUAUGGUAUGACGGAGACAUCAUUGGUCGCUACGACAGACAAGAUGGAAGACAAUGUUAAACGGAAACCAGGAAGCGGUGGUUAUCCUCUGGCUGGGGUGAAAGCUAAGGUUGUAGACAUAGAAACUCGCAAGCGUUUAGGUCCGAAUGAAAACGGUGAGAUCUGCCUAAAGGGGCCUAUUAUAAUGAAAGGUUAUGCGGGUGACGAGGCAGCCACGCGCGCUAUGUUCGAUGAAGAAGGUUACAUGAAGACUGGAGACAUCGGAUACUAUGACAAAGACGGAUGUUUCUAUAUAGUCGAUAGACUAAAAGAACUGAUCAAAUAUAAGGGUAGCCAGGUAGCUCCAGCCGCUGUGGAAAGCGUAGUGCUUCAACACAGUGGAGUAGCAGAAUGUGGUGUAGUAGGCGCGCCCGACGAGGUCGCCGGUGAGCUACCUGUUGCCUUCGUUGUGAAGAAACCUGGAUCUAACGUCACCGCAAAGGAGUUGCUUGACUUCACGGAUGCACGGUUAUCAUCAAGUUCUCGUCUCCACGGAGGUGUUAUAUUUGUCGACGAAAUACCAAAGAAUCCAUCAGGAAAGAUUCUACGACGAGCGCUUAAACAAAAACUGUUGCAGAAAUCCAAAAGUCAUUUGUAA